GACAUCAAACUGGAUAAUGUGUUGUUUGAUUCAACGGGGAAACUGAAGCUGGCGGAUUUCGGAUCCGCUGAGUGUUUCGGGAUGAAUGAGAGCGGUAUGAUGACCGGAGUGGUUGAGACGCCGCAUUAUGUCGCACCGGAGGUUUUGUUGGGGAGGGAGUACAACGAGAAGGUUGAUGUCUGGAGUGCUGGUGUGAUUUUAUACAUAUUGUUGGCCGGAUGUCCUCCGUUCUACGGGGAAACGCCGGUCGAGACGUUUCAGGCAGUUUUGCGAGGGAACCUAAGGUUUCCUCCGACAAUUUUCAUGUCCGUUUCACCAGAAGCGAAGGAUCUGUUGCCGAAAAUGUUAUGCAAGGAUUCUUCGAGGCCAUUAUCAGCCGAACAAGUCCCAAAUUCCAGGGGAACAAUUUGAAUUUUUUCUUUAGCUUGUGGAGUUGUAAGAUGGCUGCUGCCUGGCUGAAUCAUUUGUCUCUGCAGUUUCUAAUCGAACAAUGUGCUUGUGGUGCAUUAUAAGUAUUCACAAACAAUUUUUUUUGGCCGAGUUAAGUAAUGGUGAUGUUUUCUGUCGUCUAUCUUUGUAUUCUCCAUGCUUAAUAAAGUGAUGACGUGGCUUUAUGCGAUUGGUGGAAAAGGAAAGGAACAUGACCUUACUUUCAAGAGGAAUUUACCAGCUCSGUUUGAUCUGAUUUUGUCUUUGUUACAAACAAACAUUAUAAUUCAUGCAUAAUCUAUUUAGACUACGUUAUGGAGUA
Cynara cardunculus var. scolymus (artichoke) is the source of this 751-nucleotide messenger RNA. RefSeq names its product phosphoenolpyruvate carboxylase kinase 1-like. Gene Ontology annotation, biological process: peptidyl-serine phosphorylation; protein autophosphorylation; intracellular signal transduction. Gene Ontology annotation, molecular function: ATP binding; calcium-dependent protein serine/threonine kinase activity; calmodulin binding. The coding region runs from base 82 to 411 and encodes 109 amino acids. The record is from RefSeq and is a predicted model, not a curated record. NCBI's taxonomy places the organism in Eukaryota, Viridiplantae, Streptophyta, Magnoliopsida, Asterales, Asteraceae. Gene Ontology annotation, cellular component: cytoplasm; nucleus. The transcript has 2 exons.